Molecule: messenger RNA, 618 nt
Organism: Closterium sp. NIES-67
Lineage: Eukaryota; Viridiplantae; Streptophyta; Zygnematophyceae; Desmidiales; Closteriaceae
Source: the annotation of a GenBank genome assembly
CCCGCCUUCGUGGUGUGGUUCUCCCGCCACCCUCCAGGUUUGGCCUCGCUGGAGAUGCAGGAGGCCGGUGCCAAGAGCUUCUACUUCUCUGCUGCUGCUGCCGUGGAGGGCCGGGAACCCAUCAAGUUCCACAACCCCAAGUACAUGGCGCUGCUCAACCACCUGCGGUUCUACCUCCCCCAGCUCUUCCCUUCCCUGCACCGCAUGCUCUUCCUCGACGACGAUGUCAUUGUGCAGAAGGACCUCUCCGCCCUCUUCUCUCUGGACAUGAACGGGGCCGUGAACGAAUGUUGAUCAUUCAUUAUGGAAGCUGGGGACAUUACCGCCAGGCUUACUGGCAUUCAACGGGCUUACACAUGCCAUCGAUCCGUCAUGGCACGUCCUGGGGCUCGGUUACAACCCACAUCUGGACAUGAAUGCCAUCUCUAAGGCCGCGGUUAUACACUGGAAUGGUAACCAGAAGCCAUGGCUGAAGAUUGCUUUACCGAAUUAUCGUAGCCUUUGGACGAAGUAUGUAAGCUUUGACGAUCCGUGGCUUUCAGAAUGUGGUGUAACAUGAUAUAACACCUCUAACCAGUUUGAACCGUGUAUGCCUCUCUCCAUAGUGCCUGAAUUAUG